AUGAAGCGCAUACGUCGUCUACGUCCGAGCUAUCUCAAACCUCCGGGUCCUGUAGAACCCCCUCAUCCUGUAGAAACUCCGAUUUCUGUAGAAGCCCCUCGUCCUCUAUCUGGCCAACAUAUCUUGGAGGGGGCCCGCGAUACUACGAUAGGACACGCGGUGUUCAAUAACGUUGGUGGUGACCAAGUUCAAAUUCAAAAUCAUAAUCAUAACCACUAUUUUACCAAUCGGCUUUGGGAAGCGAUCAAAGACAUCGGAGCAUCUCAUAAUUCGGAACAACAGGUUGACCGUGGCUGUUGUCUUCCUGGAACUCGUGAAGCGGUGCUCGAACUUAUUCGACAGUGGAGAGUUUCCGGAUGCAACAGUCCACCAGUAUGUUGGCUUUCUGGUGCUGCGGGCGUAGGAAAGUCAGCUAUCGCAUUGAGUGUCGCCGAGGAAUGCGAGAAGGAUGGGCUUGUGGCCUCCUUCUUCUUCUUUAGAUCAGAUCCAAAGCGAAACAACCCGUCCUCUCUCGUUUUAUCUAUUGUACAUGGCCUCGUGGUCAAAAGACCACAUCUGAAAGCGCUCAUCAACGAGAAAAUUGCUGCUGACCCUGGGAUCCUUGCUGCUAGAUUGGAGAAUCAAUACAAGGAAUUGGUUCUGGAGAAUCUCGAUCAUCCGACUCCCCCUUCAUCCGGUCAGAGACUCCCUGACCUGGUCAUUAUUGAUGGCCUCGAUGAAUGUGGUGAUUCUGCUACGCAGCGCCGUGUCCUCGACAUCAUAUUUUCCACAUAUCGACAACCAUUUUAUUCCCCUUUGCGAUAUUUGAUAUGCAGUCGUCCUGAAUCCUGGAUCAAACCGAAAUUUCAGGGGUUCAGUGGACUGAAUAAACAUAUUAAACUGGAUAACUCGUUCCUCCCCCGGUAUGACAUCGAACUAUACCUCAACCACCAGUUUCAGGAGAUCCGCAGAGACUAUCCACAUGUUGAAUUCCCAGACCCGUGGCCGUCUCCCAAUCAUUUUGAGUUUCUGGUUGACAAAUCUGAUGGUCAAUUCAUUUUUGCAACGACUGCCACCAUGUUCAUCAAGGCGGACUACGUACUUCCAACUGACCAGCUUUGCAUCAUCGUCGAUACCAUAUCCAACCAGUCCUCUGAUUUCUCGAGGGAGUCACCCCUCGACGAUCUUGACAAACUCUAUCUCGUGAUAUUGCGUGCCAACCCUGACCGCGAUAAGCGUCUGCUCCCCAUUCUCGCAAUGAUCGUCGUUGUAGAUGGCUGGAGGCAGAGAUCUCCAGAAUUCAUCGAACGCGUUCUCGGACUGUCUCGUGGCACGGUUACUCAGACAUUACGUGCGAUGCACUCGGUGCUCAAUGUCGGCGGUCAGUACGAUGACAUCAAGAUUUACCACAAAUCUUUCACCGAUUUCCUCCUUGAUCGUGCACGGUCAAGGGAGUUCUUUAUCGACAAGUCCGAGUGGGAGGACCUUCUGGCUCGUCGGUGGACUAGGUCCCUAACUGAGCAGUGCAAAGAAUACCCUAAGCUGCUACGUCUCACUGAUAUUCUGGGUCAUCCUUUAGAGCCGUUUGUAGACGACUGGAAUAAGUUCCUUGACCGAGUGGAUGGUCGUAUGAGCAGCGCGCUGGUGUCGGAGCUGGAUGCUUGCUACCACGUGGCUUUGUCCAUCUCUGCGGAGUUAGUAGGCCACGAGGUGCUCCUUCACAUACUUUCCGCAAUUCUACUGCUUCCAUCGGAUCUAUGCUUUUCCUAUUUCAUCGAACCACUGCUUGAACUGGAAGUUUUAGAUCAGGCACUGGAUUCGAUCGGCGCAAUGAUUCAAAGUUCGAGUGCCCUGCACCGUCACUUUCGCAUUAUGGAUCGGCAUUCCACCUUGCGGGAUUUCCUCCUUGACCGGGAACGGUCAAAGAGAUUUUUCGUUGAAACGGACUAUCAGAAGGCCUUUUUUGCACAGAAAUGCCUCCGACUAUUACAGAUGGAUGAUGGCGAGGCUGAAGAUAAGAGAGCGUCGAAGAUUUUGAUUGAAAGAUGGGUCGAAUUCUGCACUGACGUCGACAAUCCUACCAAGGGAUUGUUGUCCGAACUUUACCGGAUGGACUUAGGUACAGUCCUCGCAAAGUUUCUCGACCGUGGUUUGUAUCACCUGUUCCUUGGCUUUGAAACCAUCUCAACCUGGCUAGAAUCUAGAACCAACGGCGUAACCCUACCCGCACUUAUUGGUUGUUUCAAAAAUGUCCAAAGAGGGUUUCACAUUCGAAGCACGAGGCAGGAUGUUGAUUCAGGACGCCACCAUAACAUCAUCACCAUGAUCAUCCUUUCCAUCGUCAAAUGGACCUGGUGGCCCGCUCAGACCUCUCGGCGGUUAUGCGCCUCACUGAUAAUGAGAGAUUGCGACGUGGACGACUGGUCCGAGAGUUUGCGUGCAUCGGUCAAUAUCAAAUUGCGCUCAGCUGAGUUUUGCGGGUGCUCGGGACACGCAUUUACAUAUAACCGCAUUUCAACCCCGAUUCUUGGUAAAACCGGCCUGUAUCACAUCAAUAUCCCAGCUGGUUGUGCUCAAAUUUUCAAAGCAUUUGUAUCCUGUUUGGAGGCAUACGAAUCACAAACUUUCACCCACGAGGAGUACUGCAGUCUCGCUGACAACCUACUGCUGUGGUUACCGGCUCUGGUGACACGAUGUCUCCCCCUACCCGAAAUCCUUCCCCAUUUUCAAACACUUUUGGAUAUGGCUAAGACAUUGGGACGAGGUGCCCUCUAUCGUGCCCGAGAAGACAUGUUUUUCCGCUUAGAUGAUCCGGAGGAGUCACGAGGCAAACUGUUAUCGUGGCUCGAGAGCUUCCCUGCCGAUUGCGCCAAUGAAGUUGAAACCGCCAAAAAUGAUCUUUUGUCUCUAAUCCCGCUUGAUGAAUGA
Marasmius oreades (fairy-ring Marasmius) is the source of this 2907-nucleotide messenger RNA. RefSeq lists its product as uncharacterized. NCBI's taxonomy places the organism in Eukaryota, Fungi, Basidiomycota, Agaricomycetes, Agaricales, Marasmiaceae. The transcript is spliced from 4 exons. Bases 1 to 2907 code for a protein of 968 amino acids. The record is from RefSeq and is a predicted model, not a curated record.